Messenger RNA from Pipistrellus nathusii (Nathusius's pipistrelle), 939 nucleotides. NCBI's taxonomy places the organism in Eukaryota, Metazoa, Chordata, Mammalia, Chiroptera, Vespertilionidae. The record is from the annotation of a GenBank genome assembly.
AUGGAUGAAGGGAAUUACUCGGUGGUGUCUGAGUUUGUGUUUCUGGGACUCACCCAGUCAUGGGAGAUCCAGCUUCUACUCCUGGUGUCUUCCUCUGUGCUCUACGUGGCAAGCAUGACAGGAAACAUCCUCAUUGUGUUUUCUGUGGCCACUGAUCCUCAUUUACACUCCCCCAUGUACUACCUUUUGGCCAGUCUUUCCUUCAUUGACUUAGGAGCCUGCUCUGCCACCUCACCAAAGAUGAUUUAUGACCUUUUCAGAAAGCAUAAGGUUAUCUCUUUUGGAGGCUGCAUCAGUCAGAUCUUCUUCAUCCAUGUCAUUGGUGGUGUGGAGAUGGUGCUGCUCAUUGCCAUGGCCUUUGACAGAUAUGUAGCCAUAUGCAAGCCUCUUCACUACCUGACCAUCAUGAGCCCACGAGUGUGCAUUUUGUUUACAGCUGCUGCCUGGGCUCUUGGUGUCAGUCACUCGUUGUUCCAACUAGCAUUUAUUGUUCAUCUGCCCUUCUGUGGUCCUAAUGUAUUGGACAGCUUUUACUGUGACCUUCCUCGGCUCCUCAGACUGGCCUGCACAGAUACCUACAGAUUGCAGUUCAUGGUCACUGUCAACAGUGGGUUUAUCUGUGUUGGCUCCUUCUGUGUACUCCUUAUUUCCUAUGUCUUCAUCAUGUUUACUGUUUGGAAACAUUCUUCCGGGGGAUCAUCCAAGGCCUUCUCCACUUUGUCAGCUCACAUCACUGUGGUUCUUUUGUUCUUUGGCCCAACCAUGUUUGUUUAUACAUGGCCACACCCCAAUUCACAGAUGGACAAAUUUCUUGCUAUUUUUGAUGCAGUUCUCACGCCUUUUCUGAAUCCAGUUAUCUACACAUUCAGGAAUAAAGAUAUGAAGGACGCAAUGAAGAGAGCAUGCAAAAAUUUAGUGAUUUACAGAAAGAUCUCUUAA